Molecule: messenger RNA, 2400 nt
Organism: Lingula anatina
Lineage: Eukaryota; Metazoa; Brachiopoda; Lingulata; Lingulida; Lingulidae
Product: synaptogyrin-1
Cellular component (GO): synaptic vesicle membrane; neuromuscular junction
Source: RefSeq, a predicted model, not a curated record
AAUGAAUGGGUAAUAUUUUACAUUGUUGUGUGAUAUUUAUGACAGAAAUUUUAUGAAUGCUCAUUCAAAUAAGUGUCAUAUUUUACACCAACCUAACUUUUGACGUCACCAGCACAUGAUAUCUUUGUGAGAGCUAAAUUUAGAAGUUUCAAGAUGGAAGGCCAAGCUUAUGGAGCAGGGAUGGCUGGUGGCUCGUUUGAUGCCAUAGCUUUUAUCAAGAAACCAAGUGUGAUUCUUAGACUAUUUAGUUUGCUGUUCUCCAUAAUUGUGUUUGGCUGUAUAUCAAGUCCAGUGGGAGGCUACUAUGAGGGGCAAUGUGUGUACAACAAUGAUCCAAAUGCUUGUAACUAUGGCAUUGCAACAGGAGUUAUUGCCUUCAUGGCCUGCAUUGUUUUCCUUAUAUUGGAAGCUUUGUUUGAAAACCUAAGCAGUGUCCAACAGAGGAAGAUGGUUGUCAUGGCAGAUAUGGCAUUUUCAGGCUUCUGGACAUUCCUGUGGUUUGUUGGCUUCUGUUAUCUGACCAACCAGUGGAGUAAAUCUAACCAUCCAGAUACAGUCAAUGUCAGCAAUCCACAGGCAGCCAUUGCAUUCUCUUUCUUCUCCAUAGGAACUUGGGCUGGUCUGACUGUCCUUGCCGUGAUGAAGUACCGUCAAGGUGUGUCUGACAUGUUCUCCUCUGGCUAUGGAGACCCCAGUAAUGUUGGCUCUUCACCCUACCCCAGCUACCCAGGGGACAAUGAUCCAUACCAAGAACCCCCCUUUAGUGGCCCCCCACCCCAGAGUCAAGGGGGUACCGACCAGUACACCCCCCCUACAUACUAAACUUAGGGCGUAGAGCUUACCAAGCAAUGGAAAGAUAUGGCACAAGAUGUUAGACAGUUCGUAUCAUAAAAAAGAUGGCUGUGUAGUUUUUGAUAGUAAUGAAGCAUGGAUAUCAUGGAUUGUGUAAAGUGUAUAACCAGUUUUCAGCAGUCUUCAUCAGAAUAUGAUCUUAUGGUUGUGUCUUAUGAUUAAUUUAUUAUUCUUUGAAAUAGGAAAGUGAUUUAUUUGAAUAACUUGCAGUGUGUGUAAUGCCUUGCCUACUGCAAAGUAUUUGUGUAAUGUGUUGGCUGGGCUGAUUUAUUCAGAAAUUUUUACUUUUGUAGCUUUAUGUUUCAACCAUAUUAGCCCACCAUGUAAAAUGUUCGAAAACUGCUGCACAAGUUGCUAUGUACUGUUUGUACAUUGUCUUGGUGUAAAAUGGCUACUGGAGUUAUAGCUUCCAAUAUCUAUUCAUCAUAAUAUUUACAUUUUUUAAUACUUUGUCAUUAGUUGUGUUCUGUAUUAUUACCAGAAUAUAUAUAUGUGGUCACCAUUUGGCUAUCCAAUAAAGGUAAAACAUGAAAAAGACUAUGUUUAGAAUGACCUAUCUGUUAAUUCAAAAAGAGUUCCCCUUCUUCAGAUUGUUUUUAAUCUGAAUAUUUAAUGAAUACUAAUAUACGGAAUACUUAUUAUAUCACACUUUGAUUGUUAAUCAAUUGUUUUCUUUAUAUUGUUAGGGAGUUAAGUUUUGAUUUUUUAUACAUCAUUGUGUGCGAUUGGUUUUGCUGGUCUAAGUAGAGUACAAACUUACAACAUGAAAUACACUGUGAAUGUCUUAAAAUUAGUUGUGUUAGUACAUUGUAGAGUUGGAUAUUUAAUUGAAACUAGUAUGGCCAAAGAUAAAGUCAUGGAGAGUUGUCAUGUACAUGUUAUAGCAAACAGUGGGUAUAAAGAGGUGGUUGUAAGUUGUAACGGUGUGGAUGUUAUGUAUUGUGUAUAAUUAUAGGUUUAUGGACAUUUCCUGUUCACCAUUUGCCAUAGAUGUUUGUAAAUAAAAUGUACAAUUUCUGGGACUUUUUUCCUUUUGUGUCUGUGACACCCUUUUCAAGUAAUGAAUUGAUACGGUCUUCAGUUUUACCUUGAUGAUUUUUGCAUAGCUUUUGAAGCUUUAUUUUAUACUUUCUUCUUAACAACAAAAGAGUUGAAUGGGAAACCUUUUGUGUGUUUAAGUUUGUAUUUUUCUGCUAGAUAUAUAGUUAACAUUCCUUGACUGCAGCAUUGGCACACUGAUGUUCUUUUUGCUAAAUUUAGAUGCACUUAACCACUUAUUGCAAACUGGAAUCACAGCUGGAAUAUGAGGAUAUUUACUGUCUUCUCAAUUAUGAAAUUGUUUGCAAAAAAGUAAGUGAUAUAGUAUGCCAUAUCAGUCAGUUAAUUUGAACUUGUGCUUGUACUUUUCUGCACUGUAUUUAUUAAUAAUAAGUUUAUGAAAAAAGUUGACUUUUUGACGAUUGUAAUUCAAGGAUGAUCUAUUUUUACUUUUCUAUAUGAAAAAAUUUUCCUUCUCAUUUCCAAUAAAUCAAUGCACCAUCAAUGGUA